UCCUUAAACGAUUUUGGUGAGAAUGCAUGAGAAGGCUCGGAUCCACGUGUCACUCUGUGAGGGAGUUUAAGAAAAACGGAACAUUUAAUUCUUUGCUUUGUUUCCUUAUUUGGUUCCAUAAGAAGAAACGUAACCCUUUUUUUUUUUCAUUCAUGCGAAACACUUUGAGGAUCCGAGUGCAGCAUAUUGCCAAUGGAUCUGAGUCAUUCUUGCCGUCUUCUGCCAAUGUUUUCAUGCGAAACACUUUGAGGAUUCUUGUGUGUCAUUGCCAAUGGAGCGUAGCUUCGCGCGCAUGGACAAUGAGGUUGUUAGUUGGGGCGAAACCGUGAUGAGCGCUAACUGCAGUUGCGAGCUUCAAACGCCAGAUUGCGACGCUGUCGGAUCCACCGCCGUUGUCUCCGUCGUUACUCCGGAGAAGAUCGUUGUAGCUAACUGCGGCGAUUCCAGAGCAGUUCUCUGUAGGAAUGGAAAACCAGUUCCUCUAUCCACAGAUCACAAGCCGGAUCGUCCUGACAAGUUGGAUCGGAUCCAGGAAGCAGGGGGGAGAGUGAUAUACUGGGAUGGUCCAAGAGUCUUAGGCGUGUUAGCCAUGUCACGAGCCAUAGGUGAUAAUUACUUGAAACCAUACGUGAGUUCGGAGCCGGAAGUUACUGUGACGGACCGGACCGAAGAAGAUGAGUUUCUUAUUCUAGCGAGCGACGGAUUAUGGGACGUGGUGACGAACGAGGCGGCGUGCGCGAUGGUGCACAUGUAUCUUAACAAAAGAGGUGGGGGCCGUGGAAGGCGACGAGAAACUCAGGACGAGUGUAGUGACGGGAAAGAGGAUGAGAAGGUGGUGGUGGGGUCGAGCAAGAGCGGGAAGAAAGGAGAGAUCGCGGACAAAGCAUGCACGGAGGCGUCAGUGUUGUUGACGAAGCUGGCGUUGGCUAAGCAUAGUAGCGACAACGUAAGCGUCGUGGUCGUUGAUCUCAGAAGAAGAAGAAAAAGACAUGUUGCUUGAGCUGACACUAAUCUAUCUCAUUACUCCACCGUUUUUUUUUUUUAAAUAUGAUUCUUUUGUUU
Molecule: messenger RNA, 1062 nt
Organism: Raphanus sativus (radish)
Lineage: Eukaryota; Viridiplantae; Streptophyta; Magnoliopsida; Brassicales; Brassicaceae
Product: protein phosphatase 2C 3-like
Exons: 2
Coding region: 272-1000 (242 amino acids)
Biological process (GO): protein dephosphorylation
Cellular component (GO): nucleus; cytosol
Molecular function (GO): protein serine/threonine phosphatase activity
Source: RefSeq, a predicted model, not a curated record